AUGCUCCAGCGCUUACAGCCAUUCGCCGAUAAGGUUACCGAAACUCCUGGUGAAAUCCUUAAUACACCGUUUACAUCUUUACCCCAGAACGUGUUGAUGCAAAUUGAAGAUGACACCAGCCUUAAAGAUGUUGAAAACCAAGAGUCCCAGGACCCAAGUGUUCCAAUUACCAGAAAUAAUGGGGAUGUGACUACUCUUGUCUAUGGGUCUCGAUCUACCAUUCUAGAACUCUCCGGUCACCCUAUUCUUACAGAUUUCGGUCAAAUUCGAUUGGUUGAAGGAUGUGUAAAUCAGGAUUGGUGGAUGCCGGAUCUAUAUCGCGCUCAAGAAGUACUACUGCAGCUCCCCUGCUGGGGUUUCCCAGUUGAUAUAUGGUCGAUUGGUGUCAUGACACUGGAGCUCCUGGAGGGCAAAAACCUCUUUGAUCCAAUAGAUCAUGUCCAUUGCCAGGAAUUGGAUAUCCGAUCUCCUAAUACCAGAGACCUCUUUAGAGAGCUUUGUCACGACAUCCCACCAGGAGAAGAGAAAGACCAAGUUCUCCGCUUCAUUCGAAAAAUUUUGACGUGGGAUCAAGAGGCGAGAGCAACCUCGAACGAAAUCAUACUGGACGAAUGGCUUACGAGGCCAGUUGAAGCCGUGGUGUAG
Messenger RNA from Histoplasma mississippiense, 645 nucleotides. RefSeq lists its product with no specific name. NCBI's taxonomy places the organism in Eukaryota, Fungi, Ascomycota, Eurotiomycetes, Onygenales, Ajellomycetaceae. The record is from RefSeq and is a predicted model, not a curated record. Bases 1 to 645 code for a protein of 214 amino acids. Gene Ontology annotation, cellular component: nucleus; cytoplasm. Gene Ontology annotation, biological process: protein phosphorylation; intracellular signal transduction. Gene Ontology annotation, molecular function: protein serine/threonine kinase activity; ATP binding. The transcript has 4 exons.